Messenger RNA from Ahaetulla prasina, 8580 nucleotides. RefSeq names its product RUNX family transcription factor 2 (gene RUNX2). Lineage: Eukaryota; Metazoa; Chordata; Lepidosauria; Squamata; Colubridae. Gene Ontology annotation, cellular component: nucleus. The record is from RefSeq and is a predicted model, not a curated record. The coding region runs from base 3078 to 4373 and encodes 431 amino acids. Gene Ontology annotation, biological process: regulation of transcription by RNA polymerase II; hemopoiesis; neuron differentiation. Gene Ontology annotation, molecular function: DNA-binding transcription factor activity, RNA polymerase II-specific; ATP binding; RNA polymerase II cis-regulatory region sequence-specific DNA binding. The transcript is spliced from 6 exons.
GAAGGUCGCCAAAGGGGAUCACGUGACCCCAGGACACUGCAACCAUCAUAAAUAUGAGUCAGUUGCUAAGCGCCUGAACUUUGAUUCCAUGACCAUGAGAUUGCUGCAACGGUUGUAAGUGUGAAAAACGAUCAUGUCAGUUUUUUCAGUGGCAUUGUAAUUUUGAACAGUCAACAAGUGAACUGUUGUAAGUCGGGGACCACCUGUAUGUCUACCUUCCAUGAACUCUACUCUUCUAAAAUCCUGGCCACUAGAGAUGAUUUCUAAACAAUCCAUUCUCAUAGGCUUAUAUAUAUAUUAUACACACACACACACACACACAAUCUGGGAUAAAACAGGGCACUUAAAAUAUAAAAAUUAAAAAAAGAAACCUUCAUUAACAAAGUUAAAUAUAGUUUAGAAAUCAUUUAUUUUAAAUGCUAUAUUUAUUAUUUAUUUUAUUUAUUUUAUUUUUCAUAUUUGUAUACCGCCCUAUCUCCCUAGGGACUCAGGGCGGUUCACAGGCAAUUAAAAAUACAUAUAAAUACAAGUUAAAAUAACAGUUAAAAAACUUAUUCUAUAGCCCAUUAUUAAAAAUAAUAUAAAAAAUAAAAACCCGUUUAAAACCAAUAAAUUUAAAAUCUAAUCCAGUCCCGCGCAGAUGAAUAAAUAUGUUUUGAGCUCGCGACGAAAGGUUCGGAGGUCCGGAAGUUGACGCAGUCCUGGAGGGAGUUCGUUCCAGAGGGUGGGAGCCCCCACAGAGAAGGCCCUUCCCCUGGGCGUCGCCAGACGACACUGCCUAGCUGACGGCACCCUGAGGAGUCCCUCUCUGUGAGAGCGCACGGGCCGGUGAGAGGUAGCAGUAGGCGGUCCCGUAAAUAGCCCGGCCCUAUGCCAUGGAGCGCUUUAAAGAUUAUCACCAACACCUUGAAGCGCACCCGGAAGGCCACAGGUAGCCAGUGCAGUCUGCGCAGGAUAGGUGUCUAAAUUUAUUUGGCCAAUAAACCUUUCAUUACAUUGAAGGUCAUCUACAACAGCCCAUGUAACUAAGUUAGUUUCAUUAUUUUCAAGACAAUAGUGAUGUAUCUGUUUCUGAAAAUCAUUAAAAUCACUAAUGUUUCAACUCAAAUUUGAUUCCGAUUAAUUUCCCAUUGCAUACGUUCACUAUCAGAUCUUUUUUAUCUGCUCAGCAUCUUUUCCAUUCUGGCAUUCUGAUGUCUUUUUUUUUAAUAUGGAGGAUGAAAGGCAAAACAUUUGUGCCUUUCUAGAUGGUAUAAACCAAAUCAUAUCAUAUCUGUGACAUGCUAAGCUUCGUUUAUCUUUAUAAAUAUUAUGGCUUCUAUUAAACCAUUUUAUCAUGAAAGUCAAUUCCAUUGGAAUCAGUAAGAUUUAGUUCCAGGUAAAAGCUAAGCCUGAGAUUUAUAGUUCCUUGAAUAAAAAUGAGUAUAAUCUGAAUGCUCUAAAUUGUGGUCUUUUAUAGGAUCAAAUGCUGUUAACUCUGCAAGUAUUCAUCAAGGCCUUUUUUCUUUCCAAAGAAUGAGGAUCGUUUUUACUAAAAGCCUAAAACUGUGGAGGCAUUUGGUAGGAAAAUAUUAUUUCCACAUUAGAAAUGACUGCUGUCUAUUUUAAGUAUCUCUUUACACUAGUUGCCAGUAGCUUCCUUAAACAUCUAAACACGUAUUUUUAGUUAGCAGAGAAGGAAAAGUUUAUAUUCAAUGAGAUUUACAGAAAGCAAAUAGAAAUCUGACAAGCAUAUUAUUAAUCGUGCAUGCAAUUUUAUAAAUAUUCAGUGGAGGUGUCCUAAAGAUAUUAUAAAUGACCAAAUAGGUAUCGACAACUCAGUUAGUCUAAAUGCAGUAACUAGUAAUAUAUUUAGCAACAGAUCCUAAAUAAAUCAACUGGAUUCACAGCUGAAGAAUAAAUGUUUAGGCUUGAAAUGGCAAAUGUCAACUGUUUAGGUAAUUGUAACUGGAUUCUAAUGGUGAUGAUAAACAAGCGCAAGAAUAAUGUUCACUGUUGUACGUUUAUAAUUGGCUGCACCGAAUUUACUAGUACAACUCUACCAGACUGAUCCUAAAAAAUUUUUUUUAUCAAUGUGCCUUCCCAAAAGAUGGACAAAUGUUAAAGAGUUAUUGGUGAUCAAAAGAAUCGUCUCCUCAAAGAAACAUGUCUAUCUGAAAGCAGGUAGCAGGGGUGUUUGUUGGAUGUACUAUAGAGGAUAAUUUUAAUGGAAGAAUGGACUGGUGUGUUUAAAAACAGAAAAAAUGCAGACCCCAAGAUCUUGCCUUCUCUGCACAAAGUCGCUCCAAACGGAACGGUGACUUGCUCUAAAGCAAGCCGGGAGUUUCAUGCCUGGGUCGGUGGGGAAGAGGCCUAGCCCAGGGAUAACCCCGUCGUCCGUCUCUCUGCAACGCGCGGGUUUUUUGUUUUUGUUUUUACGACGGCAGACAAAACGGAGAGAGAUAAACGGGGCGCGUGGCUGGGGAGAAGGUCUGUUACCCCUGCGCGCCUCUUAUCUCGAAAAGUGCUCCGGGUGACAAAUGGGAUGAAAGAGAGAAGGGUGGUUUUUUUUUGGGGGGGGGUUGGUGUUUCUUUUUGGACCUCGCUGUUCUUGCCUGUUGUUUUCAGGCAUCCUCCUCUUCUUUCUUGGAUCAAAACUCGAGAAGGAAGGAAGGAAGGAAGGAAGGAAGGAAGGAAGGAAGGAAGGAAGGAAGUUCUCGAUGCUAAAUACACCCCAGCAACUCCCGUGAAACUGUAUUAGGAAGACGGGUUGAUGGUCAUUGGGGGCAACCCCACCGGCUUCCCAACUUUUUCUCGCGCCGAAUCCCUUUGCCUUGAGCGCACGGACUGCCGGCAGCGGUUCUUGGCGGGGAGGCUGAAGGAUCAAGCCGAACUCAGACCUUAGAAAUUAGGGUCGAUUUGAUAGGUUGUUAUCUACACUGGGCGGCGUUUACCCUAUUACACUAUUGGGUAUGGGAACGCUUUUCAUAAGCUCUGCCUUUUGUUGUGCGCGUGCCGAGAGCGAACCGAGCGCUAUUCCACCUUUUAGUGCUCCCUCCGAAGACUGUAAUUGAUUCGAAAAGGUUUCCGACUACCAGAUGUGGGGUUGGAAUGGGGACUAUGUUGACAAUGGGUCGUCGGGGGGGGGCUGUUUGGAAAAUCCCAGCACCAGCAGGAGGUUCAGCCCCCCUUCCAGCAGCCUGCAGCCCGGAAAGAUGAGCGAAGUCAGCCCGGUAGUGGCGGCAGCCCAGCAGCAGCAGCAGCAACAGCAGCAACAGCAGCAGCAGCAGCAGCAGCAGCAGCAGCAGCAGCACCAGGAGGCGGCGGCAGUGGCGGCGGUGCCCAGACUUCGCCCGCACGAUAACCGCACCAUGGUGGAGAUCAUCGCCGACCACCCGGCCGAGCUGGUCCGCACCGACAGCCCGAACUUCUUGUGCUCCGUGCUGCCUUCACACUGGCGCUGCAACAAAACUCUCCCGGUGGCAUUCAAGGUGGUGGCUUUAGGAGAAGUCCCUGAUGGGACAGUGGUCACAGUCAUGGCUGGAAAUGAUGAAAAUUAUUCUGCAGAGCUGAGGAAUGCCUCAGCUGUAAUGAAGAAUCAAGUGGCGCGGUUUAAUGACCUGAGAUUCGUUGGCAGAAGUGGAAGAGGGAAAAGUUUUACUUUAACAAUAACUGUCCUUACCAAUCCUCCUCAAGUUGCUACAUAUCACAGAGCUAUAAAAGUGACAGUAGAUGGACCAAGGGAACCACGGAACCCCAGACAAGCACAGUCAUCCCCUCCAUGGUCCUAUGACCAGUCUUACCCAUCAUAUUUGAGCCAGAUGACUUCACCAUCCAUUCAUUCCACAACUCCCUUGUCCUCCACACGAGGUACAGGGCUUCCUGCCAUCACCGAUGUGCCCAGGCGGCUCUCAGGUGCUUCAGAGCUGAGCCCAUUUUCAGAUCCCAGGCAGUUUACAAGCAUUUCAUCCCUCACUGAGAGCCGCUUCUCCAACCCACGAAUGCACUAUCCAGCCACCUUCACUUAUACACCGCCAGUCACUUCAGGCAUGUCAUUGGGUAUGUCAGCCACCACUCAUUACCACACCUACUUACCGCCACCUUAUCCGGGUUCUUCCCAAAACCAAAGUGGACCAUUCCAGACCAGCAGUACUCCAUAUCUCUACUAUGGCACAUCAUCAGGAUCAUACCAGUUCCCCAUGGUGCCGGGGGGAGACCGUUCCCCCUCCAGAAUGCUUCCUCCCUGUACCACCACAUCCAACGGCAGCACAUUAUUAAACCCUAACUUGCCUACCCAGAAUGAUGGUGUGGAGGCUGAUGGAAGCCACAGCAGCUCCCCAACAGUCUUGAAUUCUAGUGGCAGAAUGGAUGAGUCUGUCUGGAGGCCUUACUGAAAUUUUCUCUGCGGGGCAUAAAAUCUGUCAGACAGAAAGCAAACCAAUAAACAAACGAUUGUCAGCUGAUUAUAAAGUGCCUGUUUUUUUGUUUUGUUUUUGAAAUAGAUUCUGUUGAUAUGUGCAACUGAGUAGCUGGGAUGUUAACAGCUAAAUUAUAUGCAUACGACAUGAGACUGACUUUCCACAUCAUAGUUCCAGUCAAUGUGGAUCAAAGCACAGUUUGUUUUCCUCCUGGGAAUGUUGUCUCAGUUUUAUAUUUUAAAAUAUAAUGAUACAACCCCAAAAGAUGCCCAUUCUGUCUAGACUCCUUUAAAAAAAAGCGAGUUCUUUUGCCAAGAGAGGAGACAUGGACUCCUGCCAAUUGUCAAGACAACGCCUGUGCUUUAUUUGUUGUUCAAAUAAACAGAAGCAUCUUGAACUUCAGGUACGGUUGCAGUCAUACAAUCUCUAGGACCCUCACGCAUGCACAGUGUAAUUCACUCCGUGUGUUUGUGUACACAGAAAAAAAAAUUGCUUCCAUUUAUAUCAGAAUAUCUUCAGCUUACAGUAACUCCUCAGCCAUCUUAUCAAAGCCUUGCCUCUGAUGAAAGAGAAAACUUUUGAAGCACUUGGCUUUCUUCUUCUUCUUCUUUUGCUGAAAUAGCACCCUAUAAGGUACCAAGACAAACUUGUUUGUUUUGUGUUAUGUGUUUUUGUGAUUACCUUUGCCUUAGUCAAGUUAACCAAAAAAAUUAUUGGGGGAAAAUGUCCCCCAAACAAAACAAAACAAAACAAAAAACAAACAAACAAACAAACCAAAUUCUAAUUUCUUAUGCAAGGAAAAAAAAAGAGAAUGGCAAUAUAUCGUACUCAAACCAAAACAGUAUCAGUAGUAUGUGUGUGUGGCUAUCUUGUUUUAUUUUAUUAAGUUAUAAAUGUGUACAAAAUUGAGGUUAUAUGCAAAAAAUGAAUUGUCAUAUAAUUUUAAAGAAAUAUUUAUAAUUAUUUAAUGAUGUUUGGUCCCUUUAAGGUUUUUUAUAAUGUAAUGUUAUGUUGACUUCGGUCUCUAAAAAUGUCUGUUGUUUUUAAAUUGUGGCAGCCUUUGACUGGUACAGAAUAUCAGACCAUGCAUGAACUCUGAAAAGCAGUUCCAGUAUAAACUAUCUGCAAUAUGUAUUUUUUUAAAAAAAAAAAAAUUAAAUGCUUCCAUCUCUAAAGAAUUCAGGUAUAAUCAUCGUACAUUGGCUUAAUUUAUGAAGGAGGUACUGCUUUAAUUGUAACUGAAUAUGGGGUUGUCUUUUUUUAACCCGGUAAAAAUUAACUGGAAACAGAUUGAACAGGCAUUAUUUUGAAUACAUUACUCCUCCAGGAGGUGGGAUCUAAAAGUCCAUGUGGACACUUCUGCUCUUAACACGGAGCCUUUUCAUCUCUGCCCUCUGCACUGCAAAGCUCUGCCCCUCAAGAUUGGGGCCUUUAGUAGGAGGGUUUCCUGUCAAGCAGAAGAGACAUCCCCUCUCUCCCGCACAUACAUUUCAAAUAUACAUUUAUCCUAUAUACAUAUGGUUUAAUCCCAGCCAGCUUCAUUGGGUGAAAUUCAAAAGUUGUCCAUGUUUUUCAAUCAGCAUUUGGGAAACAGUAAAACAGCCCUGCAUUGACGCAAGGAAGGUUCUUCAAGAGACAUUUCAGAAUUCAUCCACUUUCAGAAUUCAUCAGUAGCUUUCUGUUUUAAGAACUCUUAAAUUAUUUUUUCAGGAACUAUACAUUAUGUUACAAGGCAUUGCAUUAAAGUGGAAUAAGCACACGUGAACCACUGCAGAGGCCCUCUGCAGUUCAAUGCUGCUGCAGCAUCUGGUAACAUAGAGUAGCUGAAGGUUGAUUAUAGAAGACAAUGCUUUCAUAAUGUCAGGCUCCGCUUUCCUAAUUGAAAAACAUGAAUAUUCCUGAAGCUCUUAAAAUCAUCAUCCAACAUUUACCAUUUAUCUUUUUUGCUGGUAAGCAAGCCAAAUUAGUUCCUUGGCAAGUAAGUGUCUUUGUCCCCAAUUAUACUGUAGUUUUUGACAAUUCUUAUUUAGACUCAUGGUAGAUAGAAUUUGGCACUUUACCCGAAAUCCAGCAACCUGUAGCUUUGUGCAUAAGCCCAAAUGAAACAGGAUGUGAGGAUGUGAGUGAAAGGUAGGGAGUACAAGAGCUCUUUAAAAGAAGGUGUCACCUUCUUGUAAUUCAUUGUCUUUCUAUCCUCUAUUUUGAUUUCCUUUGUGCUGUCUUUAGCUUGAGCUGUGUGCAACAGUCUUUUCCAUGGAUUGUGAUGCUGCUGAAACUAAGGAUAGUUAGAUGUAGUAUCUUUUGAACACCCAGUCAAUAAGAAAAUGGACGAUACAGUUGGGCAAUUUCAGUGACAGCUGAUAGCUAAGACAGCCCAAAGAAUGAUUCUACAUCCCCAUGAAUUAUUCUUGGCAAAUUAAUAUAAUUCAUUUGCUCCUUAAGUGAAAUUAUUGGCCUUCUAAAGGUUAACGAUCAAGUCCCCUUUUUAUAAAUAGGAGAGACUUUCCUGAUGUGUAAUUUUCUUCCAAAGAUGGAAGUUGCUAUUGAUCCUAUUUAUUGUUUGCGGUAGCUUGAAGCAUUUUAUCUGUAAGAUAAGUAUGUUCAUUUCAGCAGCACUUAAAAAUGCUAGUGUCUGGUUACACAUUUCAAGUUGUUUGGAAUAUUGUUGAUUAAACAAACCAAAAUAAGGACAUGAAUUGCCAGUGCAAAUGCUGUUGUGUAUUUAAGAAAAGGUACUAUAUUUGUACAUUAUUUUUAUUGCUGAGAAGGCCUUUUAAAAGAUAUACUAUAUGCAUCUUAAAUAAUUUUGUAGGGAUAUUUUUUUUGUUGCUACAGGGGCUGCAGGCAGCAACCCAAAUUCAUUUAAAAAGAAAGGAAGAAAGAAAGAAAGACAUUCUUGUACAAUUUCAAUACUGCUUUAUAUUCCUGGAUUUAAUCCAGCAUAGAUCAUUUUUUAUAUUCUGUUCUGUAGCUUCAGUAAUGUUUCUAUAUCACAUUUUGGGAUCAUUUGGGAUUAAAACUCCAGAUUGCUCAGGUGUGCAAUUUUGCUUGCCCCAAAACAUAUCCAGUUCAUGCCUUUCUACUGUUGACUGCACCAAUGAAAUGAUUUGCUUUACAGUUCAGAGUAACCAAUAAUAAUAAGAGAGUCAUAAGCACCUUUGAUAUAAGCACAAAGCUCUUCUUUAGUGUCUUUCAUGUUUUAAGUGUGCCUUAAAAAGCUCUCAGUUGGAAACAACUUUAUCCAUCUUGGGAGAUACCUAAUGUUUUGAUGGCAUCUUUAUGGAGUCUGUAUAAGCAUUUACAGAGAGAUUUUUCAAAUCUUGGCCUUGGAUAAAACACAGAAUUCACUUGUAAAUUUAGGCACAGCAAAUCCAAAGUUUAUUGGUACAAAAUAGGCACUAGCGGCUAGCCCAUGAAAAGCCCCUUGUCACAGCAUCUAGGAAGGUGCUCCAUUGAAUCUGAUUCUAAGCUAGCAGUCCCUGGGCAUGGAUUUGCUAGCCAUUAUCUCCUCCUCCCUUCUCGCCAGGCUUCAUCAAGGAGAGAUUUUUGCACUGUCAAGUUUGCCUGAUAAAUUUGCCCUCCUUUCUUGCUGGAGCCUCCAUUUCAGUCUUGGUGAGGUCAUGCAUCAGGACUCUGAGAAAAGCCAUGAACAAAAGCAAUAAUUUAAACACGAAUAAAAUAUAAACCAAAGGAAAUACUGUUUUCUAAGAGCUUUAUUUCUGUGAUAAUGUUUCAUUUCAGUAUGUUUGACCUGUCAUUUAGCCAUUUAUGUUCGUUGCAAUAUUUUUAAAUAGAUCAGUCAGAAAUCAUAUUUUACAAUACGUUUUGUUUACUAGGUACACUAAGCAAUAUUCCACAGUAUUUUUUGCUUAAAUGUGUUUUACCAGUCUUGAAUUUCUGCUGGAGCAAAAUAUUUGUAGCAUUUCCUGUAAAUACGAGCUUUAAUUUCUUUCAUUUUCCCCCAGUUGCUGUUGUCCAAGAAUUGCUUUCCAUGCACAGAUUGUACAAACACAUUCUUUUUUUUUUUUUUUGUGCCGCAGACAGCGAUUGUGGAAGGGAAGGGUUUACUUUAUCUUCAAAGGGACUGUGUGUAUUGUAUGUUGCAACUGUAAAUUGAAUUUGUUUGGCAUUCUCUCAUGAUUGUAAUAUUAAUUUUGAGGUUUGAAUCUCAUUUUCAAUAAAG